Molecule: messenger RNA, 1771 nt
Organism: Phragmites australis (common reed)
Lineage: Eukaryota; Viridiplantae; Streptophyta; Magnoliopsida; Poales; Poaceae
Product: 3-ketoacyl-CoA synthase 20-like
Exons: 2
Coding region: 76-1611 (511 amino acids)
Biological process (GO): fatty acid biosynthetic process
Cellular component (GO): membrane
Molecular function (GO): acyltransferase activity, transferring groups other than amino-acyl groups
Source: RefSeq, a predicted model, not a curated record
ACCUCUCAACCCCACCUUCCACACACACACGCCCUCUCCUCGACCUCGAACCCGCACAUCCUUCAGCUCGCAGCCAUGAGCAGCCAAGAAAAAACCACCACCGGCGGCGGCGGUGUCAUCGAGAACGCUCGACACCGGCCGAGUAAGCUCAAGCUGUGCUACCACCUCGCCGUCUCCAACGCUCUGUACCUCCUCCUCGCCCCGGUGGCCGCUGUCCUCGCUCUGCGCUUCCCCCGUCUCACCGCGUCCGACCUCGCCGCCUUGCAAACAUCCCUCACCGCCAACCUGCCCCUCUCCAUCGCCUUGCUCGGCGUCUGCGCUGUCCUCGCCACCGCCUACCUCAUGCGCCGCCCGCGCGCGGUGUACCUGCUGGACUUCGCGUGCUACAAGCCGGGGCCAGAGCACACGGUCACCCGGGAAACCUUCAUGCGGCAGUCGGCGGCGGCCGGCGUCUUCACCGACGACAACCUCGCCUUCCAGAGGAAGAUCCUCGAGCGGUCCGGGCUGGGUCAGGGGACCUACUUCCCCAAGGCGGUGCUCAACUCGCCGCCCAACCCGUGCAUGGCGGAGGCCCGCGCCGAGGCGGAGACCGUCAUGUUCGGCGCCAUCGACCAGGUGCUCGCCAAGACGGGCGUCCGGGCCAGAGACAUCGGGAUCAUCGUCGUGAACUGCAGCCUUUUCAACCCGACGCCGUCGCUCUCUGCGAUGAUCGUCAACCACUACAAUCUCCGCGGGAACGUCGCAAGCUACAACCUCGGCGGCAUGGGGUGUAGCGCCGGGCUCAUCUCCAUCGACCUCGCCAAGCAGCUGCUCCAGGUGCACCGGAACACGUACGCGCUGGUGGUGAGCAUGGAGAACAUCACGCUCAACUGGUACUGGGGCAACAACCGCUCCAUGCUCAUGUCCAACUGCCUCUUCCGGAUGGGCGGCGCCGCCGUGCUGCUCACCAACCGCGGCGCCGACCGCCGCCGCGCCAAGUACCAGCUCGUGCACACGGUGCGCACCCACCACGGCGCCGACAACCGCGCGUACCAGUGCGUGUUCCAGGAGGAGGACGAGACGGGCCGCGUGGGCGUGGCGCUGUCCAAGGACCUCAUGGCCGUCGCCGGCGAGGCGCUCAAGACCAACAUCACGACGCUCGGCCCGCUGGUGCUGCCCAUGUCCGAGCAGAUCCUCUUCCUGGCGUCGCUCAUCGGUAAGAAGGUCCUGGGCCUCAGGAUCAAGCCGUACAUCCCGGACUUCAAGAUGGCAUUCGAGCACUUCUGCAUCCACGCCGGGGGGCGCGCCGUGCUGGACACGAUCGAGAAGAACCUGGAGCUGAGCGGGUGGCACAUGGAGCCGUCGCGGAUGACGCUGUACCGGUGGGGGAACACGUCGAGCAGCUCGCUGUGGUACGAGCUGGCGUACACGGAGGCGCAGGGGCGGGUGCGGCGCGGCCACCGCGCGUGGCAGAUCGCGUUCGGGUCCGGGUUCAAGUGCAACAGCGCGGUGUGGCGCGCGCUGCGGACCAUCGACCCGGCCAAGGAGAAGGCCGGCGGCAACCCGUGGGCGGAGGAAAUCCACUGUUUCCCCGUCGACGUGCCCAAGGUGGAGAGCGUCGCGGCGUCGUGAGGGUGAAUUGAGAUGCAUAUUGGUGGUGGAGUGCAAGGUUGUUGGUUCCUCUUUUUAUUUUUAUUUUUAAAAUGAAAUAUAUGUCAAGUGUCAUUCAGUGUAGGGUACAGAGAAGCUGUAAACAUACAAGAAGUUUGAUGCAUGGUUUGUUUGAGAUUUA